UACGAAUACAAUAUGAACUUUUUCAAUACUGUAUAUAUUUUAGCAAUUUUCCUAUUGCUGGCGAUGGCUAAACCGGUGGAGAAAAUUAAAACGAAGCAAAUUUCUCAGACGAAUAUUGUCCAGGUAGGCGAGGGCAACUCGGUUGAUUCUUUGCUUGAAGUCUCCCAUGUACAAGCCGCUGUAGAUUUGGUAGCUGAAAUAUUAAGCCCGGAUGCCAUACUUCCAAAGCCGCAAAGGUCGAUUGACGUCAUAUAAAACGCUUUAAAUGAUUGCUUAUCAUGUUGUAAAAUAAAAUAUUUCUGAAUAAUAUUUAACCAACGUUUCGCUCCAAUCAUUUUUAAUAGAAGCUAUUUAAGAUUAAAAUUCUUAAGAAGUCACGUUCCCCACGAUUAAAUUAAAAGAGCUUCUUAUGAAGCAGAUCUUCUUAUGAGUACAAAGAAAGUAUAAAGACUCUGUUCUAUAAAAAUUGUUUAGUAUUUGGUAUAAUAUGUGCUUCGAAUCAUGACGCGUUCAAGAGUCUCCUAUUUAUUACUUCUGUUAAUGUUGCUCAAUGCUUCCAACAGUUCAGAAUUAAUAGAAAAUAGUGUUCGUGAUAAUUUGACACAAGUGCAUAGUGAUCUCAGACAGCAAAUCGUGAACACUACUGAUACCGUUAUACUAGGUGACGGUAAUGAAAAAUUGCAAUUAAUUCAUUUGUCUCCUCAGAUAAUGGCAUUAAUAAAUUUGUUAAAUCCAGGGCAAAAAUUUGUUAACGAAACUGAUCGGCCAACGGCAGCCUCAGUGAAACAAGAGAAUUUUGAUCGUGUUUUCGUUAAUGGUAGCAAUAAUCAAUUAUUUGAGUUGCUUAAGGUUACUCCUCAGUUGUUAAUAGAUUUGGGUAUAUUUGAUUCCCAACAACAACUAUUAAAAGACGAUUCCGUUACAGCUCAAGCCGAAUUUGAAACGCGUCAGUUAAAUAAUGGUUCCAUAUUAAUUUUGGGUAAUAAUAAUACGUUAACCCGUGGUAUUGUUGUGGAUCCUCAAACCGCUGUUAAGCUAAGAUUAAGUGCUUUAUUACAACAAGUAGCGAACUUAUUUGGAUCUGAUUCUUUGACAGCCAGAGAUUGUAUUUUAAAUGAUUCUAGUCCCCUUAUACAAGACAAAAACACCGAGGUCGUUCAAAUUGGUAACAAUAACAAAAUAAAUACUUUCACUGAAGUGGGUGCCCAGGUGCUCGUGGAUGGCAAUGCAGCCGUGGAUUUAAUUCAACAAUUACGCUGCAUUUUGAAAAAUCCGGAAAAUCUUACAAUGACCAGAAUGUUAAACUUUACGACUCCAGUUACACUAAUACCUGAGAGACUUUCAAUAAGACCUUCUACUAAGCCUCUCACAGAGGAAAAUUCAACAUCUACAAUCCCAAGUUCUGCAAGAACGUCGACGCAACAACCUAGUAAAUCUGCAACAGAUUCUUCUAUUAAUCCCAUAACGCCGAAGACAUCAACUCCUUCUAUGAAAAGGCCUUUGAAGACUACAAUGUUGAGUUCUUCAAAACCGCUACUUACACCGGCCACUACAAGUCCUUUAAUAGAUUCUAAGCCUCAGACAAAUGCGUUAGAGAAAACUCCCUCAACUUCUGUGACUUCAGAUGAAACUUUUGACAAUAGUGUGACCGUAAUUUCCGGAACACCAGCAAACGAAAAGCCAUACAUAUUGCCUCUACCGAUACUGUUAGCAAUACAUAUACGUAAUGAGAGUUUUUACACUCGAGAUGCUGUAAAUGAGCUAAAGAGUAUAACAAUUGUGGAUAAUGGCGACAAUUUUGUUCUCGAUCAUUACACAACCUAUGACUGUAGUCUUUCGCAGGCUAAACGAUUGGUCAUUGGUAAUUUUCAGUGCAGUUACGACUAUAAAAAUCCAGAGUUUUCAUCUUAUUUGAUAGCGUUAGCCACCGAAGUGACAACGUUAUUUCACUUCCCAAUCUUAAGACCGUAUGUUAAUAAUUAUCGGAAAAGCGAGUUGAAACCGUUUUCGUUAAAGGAAAAACCGCGCAACGAUGAAAUACAGCUUAAUGAUAAAUUAAAAGAAUUUUUCGAUAAUAAAGACAACGUUCGAAAUAUAUUAAAAAAGUUUCAAGAACAAGAGCAAAUGAAACUCAUUUGUUCCAGCUUUGCAGCAACUCACAAGCCAUCAGUAAAUCAUUGCAUGUGUGCGACAAAAAUUUAUUGUCAUCAAGAUGACGAUAACAACAGAUAUUUUACUUAAAGUUGUAUUCUUAUCAGCUCAGCAAUUUAAGUUCUGUUUUUCUCUUAUUUUACUUUAUUGUCUACUAUGCUCAUAUGUUGUUAAAUAAAUAUUUAUAAAUAUCUGUAUUCAUAUAAAUAUAUAUAUAUAUAUAUAUAUAAAUAGUUGCACAUGCUUAACUGUUUAUUUUAGGAAAUACCAUUUAACGCUCCGACUGU
This is a messenger RNA of Glossina fuscipes, 2438 nucleotides long. RefSeq lists its product as uncharacterized. The coding region runs from base 502 to 2241 and encodes 579 amino acids. The transcript is spliced from 9 exons. Lineage: Eukaryota; Metazoa; Arthropoda; Insecta; Diptera; Glossinidae. The record is from RefSeq and is a predicted model, not a curated record.